AUGACUGGUUGGGAUUUUGAUUUCGACGCUGAUGAAAGUUUCGCUGCUGGCUUCAAUGAUACAGAUCAAGUGUCAUACAGGGAUCCAGCACUUAUGACUGCAUCUAUGUUUAGAAAUAGCAAGAUAUUCUCACAAACACAAUUUUCAGUGAUGCCUGUUCAGCAAAUUCCUAUAUCUAAGACAACGCAAGAUUCUAUAGAGCUCUCACAAGAAAAUAAUAGGCUUAAAAUAUACUCGUGCACAUUGCAGAGAAAGGUUGCUGAACUCGAAUCAAGGAACCAGUCUUUAAAGACACAACUUGAUGAUUGUAGGAAUUGGCUCAGAGAUGCAAUGUUUGGUGGAAUCACCAAUAGAAAAUAA
Trichomonas vaginalis G3 is the source of this 360-nucleotide messenger RNA. RefSeq lists its product as uncharacterized. The record is from RefSeq and is a predicted model, not a curated record. Bases 1 to 360 code for a protein of 119 amino acids. The transcript has a single exon. NCBI's taxonomy places the organism in Eukaryota, Parabasalia, Trichomonadida, Trichomonadidae.